CUCGCUCGUCGGCGGCGGCGCAUUUCUGCCAGAAGCGCACAGCGAUGCGGUCUCUGAAACGGGGUCAGAAAAUAACCAAAUAUCCGCAAAGGCAGUGAAACGGCGCUCCGUGGCGGGUCGGAGGCGUGUUUUGAAGCUUUGUGGCCUUACAUGAGGAUGAAAUAAGACUGGUUUUGUAUGAAUAAGAAGCACUUUUUUUUCCCCGGAUCCUGGUUUUCCGUGAAGGGGACGCCACCCGACAUCCGCGUUUUCACUCCGCGCAGCGGGGUAUGAAAGGAUGAGCGCUUGAUUCUGAGCUUUCUUUGCUUUUUUACGGCACUACCUCGCCUUUUUUCCUCCAUAAGGCCUGUCUUUUUUAAAGGGGGGGCUCGCUAUGGUGGACUCAAAUGCGAUGAGGAAGACUUUCGUGGUCCCGGACCUGAAACCUUUGGAUCAGUACGACAUUAACCGAGCCAAGAUCUGCGCCAGUGUGGGCUGGCUGCUGGCGAAAUCUUACAGCAAUGCAGACAAUGUUCCAGUGGAGCUGCGAGACCCUUUCUAUCUUGACCAGUAUGAGCAGGAGCACCUGAAGCCCCCUGUGACGCGGCUGCUUCAGUCUCCCGAGCUCUACUGCCGAACCUAUGGCCUGUUGGUAGCUGGGGGCCCCGGGGCCAGCGGGACUCCAAAAGACAACGCCGUCCUCCUACAGACCCUCAGCCAAAAGGGCUUAACCCCUAGAGACCAGAACGUCCCAGUGACCGAAGCAGACCUCCGGCACAAACCUAUUAAAAUGAGCGCCCACUUAGCAGUGAUGGAUGCUUUAAUGGCGGUGGGAGCCAUGGAGACCGUGAGGGCGAGCGGAGGAGUGGAGAGACUCGGGGGAGAAGAUGACUGGGAGAGAACGCUGCUGCACUGGGUCAACACGUUAAACGAGAAGCUGAGGGAACGCACAGAGAGUGACCAAAGCCAGCAGAGUACAGAGCCACAGCCUGUUCAGGCCUCGUGUCCCACCCGCUGGUACUGGAAACUUGUUCCUCUCCGGUACAGGAAGGAUAAGCUGCUGUCUAAGCUCAAGCCCUGUUUUCCUGUCGUGAAUGAAGUGAAGGAUCUCUCUAAUGGCUGUGCCAUAGCUGCCGUCAUACACUACUACUGUCCUGGCCUGCUGCGCUUAGAAGAUAUUUGUAUGAAGGAAUCCAUGUCUUUGGCCGACAGUCUUUAUAAUCUUCAGCUUAUUCGUGAGUUCUGUGAAAGUUGUUUGAAGAGCUGCUGCCCCCUGGUGUUGGAGGACAUGAUCUACAGCCCACCUGAAUUACGGGUGAAUAUGCUGAGCUUUCUGGCAGAGCUCUUGUAUUGGUUUGAAGUGUCAAAGCCCGAGUUUGUUCAGCCUCUGAACGCCACGGAGCUCAAAGAGUCCUCUGGAAGGACAGAAAAUGGCAACAACGGUUCUGGCAGCAGCUCUCCCUCCUUAUUUAAAAAGCCUUUCUUGCCAAUAUCCCCUGCCACACCAAUUCCAGGCUCACUGACUCAGUCUACCUCAAUGUCUCAUGUAGAGGCAGCUGGACGAUCGUGGACUAAAAACCCUCUCAGUCGUCCCCUGUCAUCUGCUGUGUCCUUCAGUAUCCCCUUUGGUCUGGACAGUGAUGUGGACAUAGUCAUGGGUAACCCUGUCAUCAUGCGCUCUGUCAGCUCAGAUAACCUAAAUCCUGCGGGUCAGCCUGUGAAACGUGUCCAUUACACCCCUCCAGAGGACAUCAGCAGGUCUCCAGGACCUAACGGCCCCCAGCGUGCCUCUUGGGCCUCCCGCAGUCCUGCAGUGCCCCUCCUGGCCGAGGAGAAUGGACUUGACGCGGGCGACGCAGCUGGGUUGCCCACCAUUGAGGAAGCUUUGCAAAUCAUUCACAAUGAGGGAAAAAUGGAGCCUCGUUUACAUCCGGAUGGAGCGCCUGAUGGAUUCUAUUUGCACUCACCGGAGGACCCAGCCAGUCGUAGACAUAACGGUAGUCCUGCUAUCCUCAGCGGCUCCGCCCCUUCUAGUGCAGGAAUGCAGUACAGGCCAACGGGAAAUGCAAGCCGCACCAGACGUACAUCUGAUGGCUCACGGGAUGACGACUCUGUACUGAGAGAUGGCAGCGUGGACUCUGAUGCCUCUGAAGAUCUUCCAAAAACUCAAUCCACACCCACCACUCCUGCAGCUGGUGCCCGGGUGGCUAAUUCGUCUGGGCAAGAGACCCCAGACAGCGGUGUGAAGAUGACUAGCUUCGCUGAGCGUAAAAAGAAACUGGCACAGGACCAGCCCAUUCCCACCGAGGAACCACCGAUGACCACCUGGGCAGCUAAAAAGACACAGGAGAGCCCCAGCAAAAGCCCGGCGCUCACCAGUGAAAUGUCAGAGCUUGGGGCAAGACUGGAGGAGAAGCGCAAGGCUAUCGAGGCUCAGAAGAGGCGUAUCGAGGCCAUUUUUGCCAAGCAUCGACAGAGGCUGGGCAAGAGCGCCUUCUUGCAGCUGAAGAAAGAGCAGGAAGAGGGUGAUGACAAGGAAGAAGGUGCGGAGGAGGUCAGUGCAUCCUCUACAGAGGAAGACCUAAGACGCAUGUCAUUGGACGAGAGACUAGCACGCAUAGAGAGUGAUGAAGAAGGUGAUACGAAGCAGGAGAAGGAGCGCCCUCGAGAUGACGGGAAGGUACAAACUUCUGCACAGCAGACUUCUAAAGAAAAAACAGUGGCAGGAGCAUUGGGUGAGAAGACCAGUGUUCCGUUGGGUGAUUAUAACAAUGCGGUGUCAAAACUGAAUGCAGCUUUGAGCUCGCUGCAGAGUGAUAUGCAGCGCUUGUCUGAGCAGCAGAACCAGCUGUUGAAGAAGAAAAUCCCCCCUGCCAACCAAGCAUGGGUCAUCUCACCCAGCACGAAGAGCUCCACCGCAGCAGCACCUCCACGUCUGUCCAGGGAGUCAACUCGCGAUUUGAUACCCAACUCUGCCUCCUCAUCACCUUCUCCAUCUCGCAGAAUAAGCGCUCAAGCAAUUCCCCCGAAAUCGCCUGGCUCCCACCGCCGGGCUCAGUCUGCACCUCCAAAAAGCCCCAAAACUCAGCACCACUCAAGGUCCGCAGAUCCAAAGACGCCCGCGCUCACCCGGGUCAUCACGGCUCCACAGAGUGUGGACAAUAUCCCUCAUCGACGGAAAGUAUCCCCUUGGCAAUACAGAGACCAGACUUCAUCUUCUUUCAGCAUCGGCUCGCCAGUCCCCCAGAGUGACUCCCGUCCUCCCUCUCGACCCCUCAGCGAGGACCCCAGUGACGACCAAACCGUCUUCAGCCUGGAACUAGAGGGAGGCUCCAACCAUUUUCCGGGCAGGAAGGAACAGCAAGGAGGCAGCAGCUCAGGUGCUCCAUCAGAGUGUUCCUUUGAAAGCGACAUCCCAGCAUCAGCCUUCACCCGCAAACACAGCAGUCUGAUCGAGAUCCCUCUGUCCUCUCUGAGAGGGCUGGACGGAGAGGAUGCUGAACAUGGCCCUGACGCCGCCUCUGACUCCAUGAGCGACCACACAGAGCCGGAGAUGAAGGGUGGCGUCGGCUUUUUCUUUAAGCAGGAUGAGGCUCGACCAGAGGACGAGAUGGCUCAGAGGAGAGCUGCACUGCUGGAAAAGCAGCAAAAGCGAGCAGAGGAAAUGAAGAGGAAGAGACAGGAGCAGGAACGAGAGAGGGAGGCGAGACGCAAUUCUGUGGAUGAGCUCGAGCGACCCCGGACGCCCUGCACGCCUCCCCCAGCACGCACUCCUCCCGCAGCACGCACUCCUCCACCAGCGCAAACUCCUCCUCCUGAUGGAACUCAGUACCGACGCGGAGUCUUUACUCGGCAAGAGUACGAACGGCGCCAUCAGCUCAAGAUCAUGGAAGACCUGGACAAGGUGCUGCGCCAGAAACCCACCACCGUCCGAGGUGUCAAGAAACAGCGGCCCAAAACGGUGUUCCGGGACGAUUCGGGCCUCUCUCGCAGCCCAGCUAAAGGGUUGCUGGGUUCUAGACUGAAUAAAGUGUAUUCUCACUCCACUAUGAACCUGUCCUCCAUGGCCAAUGAUAGUGGGACACUUACCAUCAGGAAAUCCCCAAGUCGCUCUCACUCUCCGUCACGACUGAUGUCUCCGGGCCGUGUGGCCACACAGAAUGGUGAUAAGGACUGGGAGAAUGCAUCCACACUUUCUUCUCCAGCUUCCAUCCCUGAGUACACUGGACCCAAACUGUUUAAAGAGCCAAGCUUCAAAUCCAACAAGUUCAUUAUCCAUAAUGCCAUCUCACGCUGCUGUUUGGCAGGCAAGGUCAAUGAACCGCAGAAAAACAAGAUCAUUGAGGAAAUGGAGAAGAGCAAUGCCAACCACUUCCUCAUCCUCUUCCGGGAUUCGAGCUGCCAAUUCCGGGCAGUUUACACCAUGAACCCAGAGACAGAGGAACUGGUGCGUUUGACUGGCAUUGGCCCACGGAUCAUCAGCCUCUCCAUGGUCGAGUCUAUCUACAAAUACAGCUCUGACCGCAAGCAGUUCUCGGUCAUCCCGUCCAAAACCAUGUCCAUGAGUGUGGACGCUUUCACCAUCCCCAGCCAACUGUGGCAGACCAAGCGGCCCGGGACGCCCAAAAAGCUCGGAACACCAAAGUGAAGCAGACGGAGAAUCUGAGAUGGCCCAAAUCUUUUCUCCCCUCUCCUCUAGUGGCAGAAUGGUUCAGAGUCGGAGCUGGUGUGACUCCAGGAGAGUGGGAGAGUUCAAAUUGUGUGGCAGUGAUAGAAAAUCCUCAGAGACUUAUUAGCGAACCUUGCAGAACACCUCUGUGUGCAUUUGCUCCAGAUUUAAAAAUCAAAGAAGGAAGAAUGCCAUUUUUUUCCAAGCCGUCACAACUCCAACAGCUGGCCAACUGGAAUAUCUUGUACAAAACUCCUGUAUGUGUGUACUUUUCAUGCUUAAACUGUAGAUGAAGUGACCAUCUACAGUUCUUCCAUUCCAUCCUUUUAGUAUGAGCUUAUUCCGUCAUCUCAGAUCACCAGUGUGGGAUGAAGCACUAACACCAACACUAAACUCGCUGCUUUGCAGAAUUAAACCAGAGCAUAGUCUCUGCCACCUCUUUUAUAUACCUUUCUCUUUUCCUUCUCCCCUUUUGCUUCCUGUUUUGCUCUAAUCUCAAAACAGACCUAAAACUAGACUAUGAAUGUAGGGCACAAGCCAGCCAAGGGCUUCUCAUUUUGUCUUUCGUCAUGCGGGACUGGGAUUUAGAAAUCUUCCAUGAUUUAAGGUACUUGUUUAUGCUCCUGUGCCUCUUGCUAACUGUCUGAAAUGUGAAGUACGUGCCUCUCACUCACACACUCACUCUCCUCUGCCUAGCCAUUACUCUUACUUAAAGUAGGUGUCUGGAUGUUUGUUUGUUUUUUUAAAUAUCUACUUCUUUUGCUAGAUUUCAGUAUAUCUGAGUAGACCUCACGGGCCUCAGGUGAGCUUCAUUUCCACUUCAGUUUAUUAAGAACGAAUGGACAACAACCAAUACAAGAUGUGCUUUUACAUUAAUAAUAAGGUAUUUCUACUCUACUCGUCUGUAAUUAAAAAAAAAAGUAGGGGAAAAAAAGAAUCAGCGAUUAUGUAAUGUAUAUUAUGAAAGCUGUUAAUGAUUUUUUUUUUUCAUUUUUGACAAUGAUUUGUAUAUGGCGAAGAGAACAUUUGUAAGAUAUGAAUAAGCUGCCGUGUGGCUUCAGCGUUAGCAGUUCUGUGUGUGUGUGUGUGUGUGUGUGUGUGUGUGUGUGUGUGAGAGUGAAAGAAUGAGUGAUGAGAACUAACAGAGAGAGGAGAAGAUUAAAAAAUAAAGAUUGAACAUCUGCAGAAAUGUGAUUUCUCUUAUUUAAAGGUUGAAAAGUACUUCUCUGUGAGCGAACAUAGAGCAGGCAACGAUGGAUAAAAAUAUUAUUAUUAGAUUGAUGCUGGUGUCUCAAAAUUCGACAGUGAUAGCGAGAACAAGCUCAAAUCAGUGUAUGUUGGCCUUAUUCAUUUCGGGCAUGGUGCGAGUGGCCCACUUUUCUGUAGCCAGAGGGCAUGUGGUCUGUUUUUCCUCUGAAAACCUGAUCUAAGCACUAGAACAAGUCUACUGCCUCCCGUUUGUGUCAGCCAUUCGCAGAUCUGAAGUGAAGAUGUGAAUAUUUUUGUACAGAGAAACGUUGUGAAGGUGUUGAAUAAGUGUAUAAUUAUGUAAAGUGAAUGGUGUGUGUGUGUGUGUGUUUGUGUGUUGGUCCAUAUGAGAGAGUGAUAUAUUGAUAAAACUGGAGUCAGUGCAAUUGUCCUGUAGAAUGUUAUGUUGGCAAAGGUUUAUUUAUUAGGAAGGGACUAGCUGGAAUUAUUAUUUUCUUUAUUGUUUUGUUUCAGAUUUUAUUAUUUAUGUCAUGGUAAGACGGUGAAUCACAUUUAUUUCGUACUUUAAAGGCACAUUGGCCAUUUUCUUUUGUUAUGUCACCAUGUCUGUCAGUCCAAUCGUUCUGUCCUGCCUGAUUGUUCAUCAUUACAGAUCCAUCAGCUGGAGCGACUGGAUCUGAUUAAUAAAAUCAUUUUUAAAUCA
This is a messenger RNA of Pangasianodon hypophthalmus (striped catfish), 6560 nucleotides long. RefSeq names its product calmodulin regulated spectrin-associated protein family, member 3 (gene camsap3). Gene Ontology annotation, cellular component: microtubule minus-end. The coding region runs from base 374 to 4627 and encodes 1417 amino acids. The transcript has 18 exons. The record is from RefSeq and is a predicted model, not a curated record. Gene Ontology annotation, biological process: cytoplasmic microtubule organization; neuron projection development; negative regulation of microtubule depolymerization. Lineage: Eukaryota; Metazoa; Chordata; Actinopteri; Siluriformes; Pangasiidae. Gene Ontology annotation, molecular function: microtubule minus-end binding; calmodulin binding; spectrin binding.